CCCCUCUCUCACUCCUCGCUGCACCCUCACACCCUCCAGCUUGCCUUCGCCCGCGUCCACGCUCUCUUCGCUCUAUACCUCGGCCUCUGCGCGCCGACCUCUUCGCUCUUCUGCGCACCCGCUGCGCGCCGCUUGCUUCCUUCUUUGCGCACCGCCGCGCCGCUGCCUCGCACCCGGCCUCUUCUCCACGCACGCGCCAUGCAGCUUGCCACACGUGCGCUGCUUGCGCUGCUCGGCGCCGCCGCCGUCGCUGCCCAGGGCACGACGGACGUGCGCACGCUCAGCAUCGACACGGACAUCGCCAAGACGAUCCAGCGCUACACGAUGGGGCCCGGCGGCUCGACGCCCGUCUUCAUCUCCACCGACACGUCCUUCGUGCCGCCGGUGACGUCGUCGGCGUCGGGCACCAUCCUGCCGACGCUGAACCCCGUGCCGUCGUUUGACAUGAGCUCGGCCGCCGCGGCCGCUGCGUCGUCGGGCGCGCUGAACCGCACCGCCUCGUCGAACUACACGCUGCCCAGCGCCACGGCGACGGCGACGCCGGGGCCCGGCUUCGUCGUGCAGCAGUCGAACCCGUACGUGAUGCAGGUCGUCGACCCCAAGGACCUGCCGAAGAUGAACUUCAACCUCGCAAACGAGACCGAGGUGCGCCGGCAGGUCAUCUGCGGGCAGCAGACCAAGUUCUGCGCCACGGCUGGCUGCGCCGAGGCGGGCGCCACGAUCAACUACAACUUCUGCGACGUCGACACGCUUGCCUCGCGCUGCACGUGUGACAAGGGCGCCUCGAACCUGCAGCAGUGGAAGUGGCCGGUGCAGUUCUCCGACUGCCUGGCGCGCGCCACGACGUGCGCCGACAUGUGCUCCAUUCCCGGCGGCACGACGGCGCAGCGCACGGCGUGCAAGAGCGCCUGCCAGACCAACUUCCGCGACACGUGCGGCAUGCCCGGCCAGUACUCGGCCAACUACGCCGUCGCCAAGAGCGGCGACAAGCCGAAUCUCGACAUGAUGCAGGGCGGCACGGCCGGCGACGGCGCCGCCUUCCUGCGGGCCAGCUCGCUGGCCGUGGCGGCGGCGUUUGCCUUUGCUGCCGUGCUCCUCGUCGCAUGAUGCGGCCCUUGGCUCUCCAGCGCCUUUCUCUGCUUCCUCUCCGCUACCAUACUUAUUCCUCGCCUGCUCGGCCUUUACCCAGCGCCCUCCGUCACCGAGCGGAUGCGUGCGCUCUGCCGCCUGUCUUUGCACCCGUCUGCUGUCCCGCGCGCAGUCAUGCAGCCGCCGCGCCUCUCCCUGCCAUUGUACUGCUCUCCCGCUCAAUCCACGCCACCUCACCAG
Tilletiopsis washingtonensis is the source of this 1329-nucleotide messenger RNA. RefSeq lists its product as hypothetical. The record is from RefSeq and is a predicted model, not a curated record. Lineage: Eukaryota; Fungi; Basidiomycota; Exobasidiomycetes; Entylomatales. The transcript is spliced from 3 exons. The coding region runs from base 199 to 1107 and encodes 302 amino acids.